Messenger RNA from Phanerochaete carnosa HHB-10118-sp, 1140 nucleotides. RefSeq lists its product as uncharacterized. Gene Ontology annotation, molecular function: transferase activity, transferring alkyl or aryl (other than methyl) groups. NCBI's taxonomy places the organism in Eukaryota, Fungi, Basidiomycota, Agaricomycetes, Polyporales, Phanerochaetaceae. The record is from RefSeq and is a predicted model, not a curated record. Bases 16 to 951 code for a protein of 311 amino acids. The transcript is spliced from 4 exons. Gene Ontology annotation, cellular component: membrane.
GUCUAUCUAACCGAUAUGGUUGUCUCUGGCGACAGCAACUUAGGGACUUUGGAAGUCUCCCUCUUUCACUUGCAACGCUCAACGCGUUCUCUUCUCUCUCACUUCCGCUUCCAUGCGCGUACCGUCCUUCUCUUCACCGCGGCAGAUAUGAAGACGAUCUUCGUCCCCAUAUCCGUCUUCGCCUGCGCAACAGCCCCACUUUAUUCAGUGCCUCAUUUCCUGUCUGGCAUUACUUGGAUCUGGUCUCACCAGUUCAUGUGCAACGUCUCCAACCAAGCGCGAGGCGCUGAAGAGGACGCUGUUAACAAGCCCUGGCGUCCCCUUCCAUCUGGCCGCAUCACGCAGUCGCAAGCAAUUACCUUGCGAUGGAUCUCCGCCGGCCUUUGCGUGUGGUGGUCAGCGAUAUACGGCGGAGACCUCGCUCUCACAAGCCUAGGACUUUUUUUCACAACUUUCCUGUACGAUGAGCUUGGCCUUGCUGGCCAUCCCAUCGGGAAAAACUUCUGCAACAUCGGAGGAUAUACUACGUUCGAGAUUGGGGCGACAAAGCUCAUGGGAGCGGCCCACGAUAUGGAUAAUAUAUCGACGACCGCCGUAUGCAUCAGCGGCAUCCUCAUCUUCACCACUGUUCAAGUGCAGGAUUUUGCAGAUGUGGAAGGGGAUAAGCGACUUGGCCGCGUCACCUUCCCGAUCUACGCUCCAGAGUUUUCCAGACAGUUCACACUCAUCGCCAUCACUAUGUGGUCGCUCUUCCUGAGUUACUUCUGGAAAAUAGGUCCCUAUUUCGGCGCAAUGUAUAUGGUAUUGGGCAUCAUUCUUGGCCUACAUCUCUACCUCUACAGGACAGAGGCGCAUGACCGUUCUUCUUACAUUCUAUUCAACGUCUGGCUGACAAUUGCGCAUAUCAUGCCACUACAUGCUCGGUACGGAUUGGCUUGGGCUGCAUCCUAAUGUGCCUCAUUUGAAUGUUCAGCUGUUGAAAUUAGCCAGUAAGGAGCUGCCUUUGGUUGUGCCGAUUAUAUAUGUAGAAUUUUUGGAUUGCAUUUGUACGAUUUGUCCAGUGACGUCGGAAAUAUCACAUACCAUGUAUAAGUGCCACAGUUGUCGACAAUUGAUAAAUUUUAUCAUCGCUGACACUAG